GCUCGAAUCAUUCUCUGUCGAACGAUGUAGAAUACAUCUAUUUCAACCCUUUUUCUAGCAAAAUCCUGCCAAAAAUUCUCUAUGGCAAAAACUGAAAAUUGUCUCCCUUCUAACUCAGCCAGUAUGACUCGUUGGGAAUUGAGUAGUUGGGAAAUUUUUGACUUGACUUGACUUGGCUUUUGAGCUGAAACCUAGUGAACUAUAGGUAGUCGACCAUGUUGAUUCCGAAUAUCAGCAUGAGAUGGGCCGCUUGGCCUUAAGAGACUGGUUUGCUGGAAAACCAGUUUUCCAUAGCGAAAAACGUUUUUUGCCAAAAUUUCUUUUAAUAUUUCCGGAUUGAAGACCACGUCGAGUUGACUAUAAAAAGCUAUUUUUUGAUAUUGCGUUGAUCCUCUAUUUAAAACCACUGGCAUUUACUUCAGUUGAAACCCCUGGUGAAUCAAAGAAUUACGCUUUUUUCAGCCUAAAUAAUGAUUGAAAAAUUGGAAAAAUAGUUUUUCAUAGUCAACUCGACGCGCUCUUCAAUCCGGGCAGAUCAAAAUAAAAUUUUGACGGAAAAAGUUCUUCGCUAUGGAAAGCUGGUUUUCCAGAAAACCAGUCUCUUGAAGCCUAGCAUCCUGUCUUAUGUUGAUAUUCGGAAUCAGUGCCGCCAACGUUACAAUGGAGUGACAGAUGACGAAAGGCAGAUCAAGAAGCAUAUUUUGUAAGCAGUUUUCAUGUUCCUAAAUUUCGUUCCAAAAGUUUUGUUUCGUGCCUGAAAAAUUAAGGUGUUAGUCUAGUUUUUUUUAGUGCCGCGUUUGAAUCUCCGAGCAAAACCUAUUUAACAGCAAGAAUCACAUUUUAUUCAAGCAAAGGGCUGAACAAUUAAGUUUUACUGUGACUUCUAGUAUUUUGAACAUUGUAAUAUUUAGUUUAAGAAAAACAUAUGAAUAAAAUCUGUGCGAAAACUCUCGAGUUUUCAACAUUAAAGUAAAAUUUUCUGAUCAUGGAUAACUUGGAAAAAAAUCGUUGUCAAAACCGGCAAUUUUCUGUUAAUCAUCUGCUAACGAUGAUGGAUGGUGCCAUGCGGUAUUUAUUUUGCCCAGAUUUUUAGAAUAGUCUUUUUUUUUCUUGAAAAAAGUGUCAUCUGAAGACAAGCUAUUUCCACUUACUCUCUACCAAAUAACUCCGUCACCAGUUAGAAGUGAAAAUAAAAAUACUCCGUGCCCGUACUUCUACAGUUAUAGUAAGUUACGAAUAAUUAUUUGAUUUAAUAAUUUUUUUUUCUAAUUUUUAGCAAACUGCUAUAUUGUCAGAUCUUGUAUCAACACAGAAUCUCUUUCAUGAAUUAAUAUCGGGCAAAGAUUUCCAUCGAUUUUCGCUUCAAUCAUCUUUUACAACCGACACAUAUCAAGACAAAACGAAAACUUAAUUAUACACAAAUAGCUGAACGAACAAAAUAGGAGCUGCUGAAAUAAUACUUAAACAUGGAUGACAUCGAAAAAGAUUUAUUAAAACUAUGUUUAAAUAUAGAUAUAUUUUUUGUAUAUAGAAAAAAAUAAUAUGUUUCGUCCAUAUGAGCUAAAACUGUUAUAAACAUUUUUCUUGUUAUUCUAAGUUAGGAUAUAAAAUUUGAUAUUCAUACAAUUUUUCCUUUUAAUCCUCUUUUGUGUAUAAUGACUAUUAUAACAAUGAAAAUUUACGUGAACAGGUGAAAAUAUCUAUUCCAUAUGAUACAAAACAAACUUUAUGGCAAAAACAGCGUACUUUGACGUUACUUUUUUCUUCAGAUCGAAAAAAUUUUAUUUAAAAAAUGUUUGUGUGGCGUAUCGAUUGUCCGAAAUUUUAUAUUACAAUAUUUCUUUUUUUUAUCUGGUCAGGUAUACGCUUUUGAAUAGACACAAUCGUUCACUGUUAAUUAAGAAGAUAAAUGAAAAGUUUUUUUUGUUAAAUUAUUAUUGUAGUUUGAGUGUUCAUUACAUAUCAGUUCUUAGAAAAAUGCAUGAUUGCAUGAUAAUGUGAUAAAAAUAAACUAAUAAAUAGCAUUAUGAGAUAAAAUAUUUACUGAUAUAUUUUACCCUAUUUCUCAAUCAGACCGACUGCAUAUUUAAGUAUUUUUAUGAUUUAGUUUUGUAGUGCAAACAUUUUUGCUACAAAAUGAAACAUGGCAAAGAUCGUCAUCUCUUUUCCUUUUUUCCCUAAUCACUUCUUGACAAAAAGAACCAUAAAUCAAGAUACCGAUCGUAGAACGUUUAGUAAACAUUUUUUUUUCUAAUGCCUGAAUUAAGACGAAACAUACUGUCAUAUUUCAUUUUGUAAAAGUAUAUUUUGCGUUAUAAAAAGCUUUUUAUGAAAAAAUAACAACACGAAAUUAUCAUCACUAAAUACCGAUGCAUGCCUAUAGAGAAUUUCAUUAGUAAUAAAGAUCAAUUAUUUGCUUUGGGUUAAUUAUCAUUUACUGUCUGUUGAUUGACUACGGCUUUGCUUUAAUAGAACAUAACUGUUCUUCGAUAGAAAUUUGUUUUUGCAUAUUUAUUUAUAGAACUGUCACUGUUGCUAAUGUCGAACUCUUCUGUCAAGGAAAAACGAUAUUUUCAACGUAUUCUUGAUUAUUUUCCAAGUAUUGAAAAUGAUGCAUCAAAAAUCACGUGGGCUCAUGCUGUUAAUUCUCACCAAGAACUGAACGUUGUUUUGAAAAGUCAGAUGAUGUUUAUUGAAGCUGAUGUAUUAAUUGGACGAUCUCCAACAUCAGAGAGUGUAGCAAUUAUGGCACAUCCUCCUAAUACAUCCAGUGAUUUGGAUUUUACUACGUUUCUUCAAUUGGCAAAAUCUAGUGAAAAGGGAUUAAAAUUAGAUUUUAAAGAUAUUAAUGCUGUACAAUCGUGUGUGAAUGAACUUGAAUUGCAAAAAGAACAGAUAAAUGGUCCAAUUUUGUUAAAUGCGGAUAUUGUACAUGGUGGUUUUGGUUCUCGUGAACCGAUAAAUGCUGAAAAAUUUCUUCAUGAAUGUUUAUCCUUUUCAUUCAAUGUAGCACGACAAUUAACAAUUGGUUUCUCUAUCGGUUGGACAACAACGUUUUCACCCUUGAUGCCUGAUCUUAAUCGUUAUACCUGGUCAACUAUAUUAAAUAUGUACAGAACUGUAACAAAAGAUUAUAUAACGAAAAAAGAAAAUUAUUCACUAUUAAAUUUUGAAAUUACUUAUCCAAUACGUGCAUCAUGGGCAGUUCAUUCAUUUUAUCAAUUACAUUGGUUAACUGAUUUAACAAAAUCAGGAUUAACAUUUUGGUCACCCGUAGAUGAAUUUACAAUCAAAGAUUAUCCAUCAUUAUUAUUAUAUCGUUCAAUUUAUUCAAAAUCACUUGUUUAUUAUGAUUUACCAUCACCAAUUGAUAAAUAUAUUCAAAAUAAUUUUUAUAAUGAUAACUAUAUUAAUAAUUCAUUAGAAUCAUUUCCAUCUAUGAAAGAUUUUUGGCAAACAGAUAAUUCUGAUGAUAUUCUUUUAUCACAAUUUUCAGCACUAUUAUUAAAAUCACACGUAUUUUUACGUACAAAACAAACAUCAUCUAAAUUAACUAAUCAAAGUUGUAAUUGGAUAGGUACUAUUGAAUUUCUAGAAGAAAAUACGGAUUCAUCACAGGCUGUUCUGUGUUAUCUUGCUGAAAUAAAUGAUUUAUCCAAAGCAGGAAUGACUAUUACAAUUUGGAAAAAUGGUACUAUUGAACUUAUAUAUCAGAACAAUAGUGGUACAUUACAAAUUGAUAAAUCUAAUGUAUUACCAAGUUCUGUUUACUCAUUUAAACUUAUCGAUAUGAAUUCAUCGAUUCAAAUUGAAAUAUCAUCGGAUAAUCCCUAUAAUUUAAUGAGAAAUGAAACAAUUCCUGUACUCGUAAAAUUGACAGCUUAUUUAGAUCCGCCUAAUACACAAUUUUCAUCUUCAUUAUCAGUAGAUAAUUCCAAAAAAGCUUAUCAUGCUGCUGUCAUGGGACGAAAUAUAGAUUCAGGUUUAGCGAUAACAAAAUUUCAUAUUUUUCAACAUGAGGUAGCUAUUGAACGCAUGUCUUAA
Messenger RNA from Didymodactylos carnosus, 4044 nucleotides. The record is from the annotation of a GenBank genome assembly. NCBI's taxonomy places the organism in Eukaryota, Metazoa, Rotifera, Eurotatoria, Philodinida, Philodinidae.